Molecule: messenger RNA, 638 nt
Organism: Sphaerulina musiva SO2202
Lineage: Eukaryota; Fungi; Ascomycota; Dothideomycetes; Mycosphaerellales; Mycosphaerellaceae
Exons: 1
Coding region: 44-532 (162 amino acids)
Molecular function (GO): ubiquitin binding
Source: RefSeq, a predicted model, not a curated record
AAUAACUGAACACAACUGUUGAAAUCACUGGCACUGACUCAGAAUGGCUUCGAAUCAAGGCUACGGCUCAGAAUACCAGGCGCCACAACAAGGCCUGCCGUCCACGAACCCAUGGGCCGAAGAACAUAGUCCCAGUCAACAACAACAGCAGUACGCAUCUCAGCAGCCACAACAGCAACAUCUGCCACAGUCACAGUACCAGCAACCUCAGCAGCCAUAUCAGUACCAGCAACAGCAACACAAUCAGCAACCCGGGUUUGCGGCCCCGCCAGGACCCCCUCCAGGCAGGGCGAAUACUUUCAACGAAACAAGCUUUGUUCCAGAAAGUGAACAGAGCGAACAGCGGGAAGCCCUCGAGCACUUUGAGAUGAACAACUCGAAGCCUGAGUCCCAGACGGAUAGAGACGUAGCUCAACUGGCGACAGAAUUUCCGAACCUUGAUUCGUCUUUGAUAGCUGCGCUCUAUUCAGAUUCACAGAAUUUGGGGGCAACAAGGGAAAUGCUGCAGGAGUUGGCUGCUACUGCUCAGUAAUGGAAUUGACAACGCGAUAUUGUGGGACGAUGAGCAGAGAUGUAGGAGAUGCGUAAAGUUAAAGUCUAUGCACAUCAGUAAUGAGAUUUAUUAUAUUAUCCUUUCA